This is a messenger RNA of Cucumis melo (muskmelon), 1232 nucleotides long. RefSeq lists its product as uncharacterized. The annotation marks the transcript as partial. The transcript has a single exon. NCBI's taxonomy places the organism in Eukaryota, Viridiplantae, Streptophyta, Magnoliopsida, Cucurbitales, Cucurbitaceae. The record is from RefSeq and is a predicted model, not a curated record.
AUUCCACGUGCUACUGUGAAAUCUCUCGUCAAUUCGUUUCUCAGUAUCAUCCCCACAUUUCCUUCCCUUACUUCAAUGCCAUUUCUCUUCCUUCUUCCCCUCUCUUCCUCUCCUUCUUCCUCCAUUUCCUCUCCUUCCCUCACGUCUCAUUCCACUCCUUUUCCCCACUCACUAUCAUGAAGAUUGACUCCUUCAAACCCUCUCUCCCUCCUCCCCCACCCCCCGCCGCCGCCAAGGUCGGCGUUGGCCUCGACGACGACAUCUCCGAUGGAAUGCAAUGCACCGACCAUCCUUACCGCACCAAUCCCGGCGGUAUCUGUGCCUUCUGUCUUCAAGAAAAGCUCGGCAAGCUCGUUUCCUCUUCCCUCCCUCUUCCCAUUCGCGGUUCGUCUUCUUCCCCUUCUUCUCCUUCCCUUGGAUCUGACAACAAUAGUAGCAUUAAUAAUAAUGUUAAUGGUAGUGUUCCGUCGAAUGCCGGUUCCAUUUCCAAAACUGUUAAUUUCAAUGUUAAUGGAGUUGUUGAUUGUCAUUUUCAUCAUGAUAAUACUACCAAGCGGGCCCGGAUCCCUUUUUUGUUAGCUAAAAAGAAGAAGAAAGUUGUUAUGGUUGGGGGGGCUGAGUAUAAUCGGACUAACGACGUCGUUUUUAAGAGGAGCAAGUCCACCACCGCGCCGAGGAGAGGGCAGUUCCUUGUUGAUGGUGACGAUGGCGUCGAUUUUAGCCCUAGGAAGCACCGAGGGGGUUUUUGGUCCUUUUUGUAUUACCACGCGCCGUCGUCUUCGAAAUCUCACGCGCCGAGGAAAGUGGAGAGAGUUGCUACUAGCGGCGGUGGUGGGAAUUUGGGGGUGAACGAUACGAUUUUAGAGGAGGAUGAAAGCCCUAAUGGCAAUGCAACGUCGUUUGAGCGGAAGGUUUCGAGAUCUAGAUCCGUCGGCUGCGGUAGUCGGAGCUUUUCCGGCGAUUUUUUCGAGAGAAUCUCUACUGGUUUCGGUGAUUGUACGCUCCGUCGUGUCGAGUCUCAGAGAGAAAGCAAGUCGUCGAAAGUCUCUACGAAUGGAAACUCCAGCAGCCACCGUAAUGGCGCCGGCGUCGACCAUCAUUGUAUUAAAGAAAGAGUAAAAUGCGGUGGUUUGUUCAGUGGAUUCAUGAUGACUUCAUCUUCUUCUUCGUCAUCUUCCUCAUCUUACUUAGUUUCAUCAUCUUCCGCUGACGAACUCACACGUAAACCAACU